AUGACAUCGAAUUCGCUUCCAAUCUUAGACCUCCCCGUGGAGCUGUUCCGUACAAUAUUGUCGCAUCUUCCAAAUCGCGACAUCAGAUCUUUACGCCUUGUGUCUAAACAAUUCUGCAAUUCAGUGCAGCUUCGACUGUCCAGAGUGUUCUUGUCGGCCAAUUCCCUAAACAUCAAAGUCUUCCGCGCAGUUGCAGAUCAUGAGAAAUUACGCCACAAGAUCACAGAAAUCAUCUGGGAUGACGCGCGGUUAUCCCAUAACUUUUCAGAAGACGUUAUUCAUCCUGAGCAAGGCAUCUUUCUGCCAAACACGGAUAUAAGCGACAACGAGAUUGAAGAGCUCGACGAUGAAGCCUUUGAUCAUGAAAGCUUGGAAGAUAAGGAAUUUGAACAUGACGAGGAUCUAGAUGAUUUUGAGCAAUUGAAGAACAGCGAGAAAUUCAAGAGGCAAAGGUGCCCACCCUGGGUUCAAGGCCGCGUGCAUUGA
Messenger RNA from Penicillium longicatenatum, 486 nucleotides. RefSeq names its product F-box protein. The transcript has a single exon. The record is from RefSeq and is a predicted model, not a curated record. The coding region runs from base 1 to 486 and encodes 161 amino acids. Gene Ontology annotation, molecular function: protein binding. NCBI's taxonomy places the organism in Eukaryota, Fungi, Ascomycota, Eurotiomycetes, Eurotiales, Aspergillaceae.